UAUAUUUUAUCUCGUUUCAGGUAAAACCGAAGACACGCUAGAAGAAGUUUCAGAGCUGUUACAUCUACCAACAGAUAUAUUUUCCGUAAGAGACCCAGAGGACGAUGUUCACGAGUAUACAGUAUUCACAAGACAAAGACUCCGUGAGGGAGUUGUAUUUGGUCCAUUUACUGGGCAUGUGAUAAAAGACGAUUGUGAUAGCCUUAAUGUGAUCGAGACCAAAGACGAAGAAGGAAGAGCGCUCCGUUUCGCCGUUACGGACGAGUCCGGUGGAUGGCUCAAACUCCUCAAAUCAGCUACCUCAGGGAGCAAUCCCAAUACUUCUCUAUCACACAACGAAUCCUCUAUCUGGUGCACAAUUACCUCCGAUAUCGAGGCCGACACAGAAAUCUUAGUGAGUCAUUGUUGGAGUGCCAUAACACAAAAAUCGGACGUCAUCCGGAAUGAUUUCCAAACACGCACACAUUCUAAACACUUACUGCACAAGAACAAAAGCAAUCGGGCAAAACGGCGGAGCAGCGACAGUCAACACACUGACGACAGUGAAAUUGACGAACGCGAUGAGAUCAGGAAUCUGAGGACCAAGCAGGCACGAAGUCCUCAAGCUUAUGAUGAAAACACCAUCUUGAAUAAGGAACAAAUUUAUAAUGGAAAUGCAUCAAGAGAAGCAGAAUUCAAGUAUGAAACUUCAAGUCCAGCCUCUACCAGAUGUUCUGUUGGCUCACCGAGUGCAUCAGCGAGUGGAAAACAAGAUUCUGAACGGACAGAAGACCGAACCGCUGCGACUUUAUGUGUACCAUAUAUUAAUGGUUGCAAUUACCCCAUGGCUUUUCCAUAUUGUGGAAUGUCUGAAGCAGAUGGAUUAUAUAAAUGUGAAAAUUGUGCCAUCAAUUUUAAUAGUCGGAGAGUUUUGGAGGCCCACCAAUCCCUGUAUUGUCAAGGAAAGACUUACAUUACAACUCCUAGUUCUGAUACAGACACAGAAGACAACCAACACACAAAUAACAAAACAGACACAACGAAUAUAAGCAGUUCAUCAGCUUCUGAAGAAGGAGAAAAUCAUGUAAAUAAAGAAUAUUCAGUUGCAAAAAAGCAAGAUGUUGUACCACAAGAGGAUCCUUCAUUCUUGGCGAAAAGAAGGCGAACUGCCUCAGUGAAUGAACUGUCGCCGGUAAUUCCAAGAUUGUCCAGGCUUUUCAAAUGUCCUUAUUGUAGUUAUUCAUCGGAUAAGAAAGCUAGUCUCACUCGUCACAUUCGAAUGCAUGGUCAAUCUCCUGGUACAGAUGGACAAUGCGACAUACCUCUGGCAACACCACCAAUGGCAAGAUAUUGUGCCAAUUGUGAUAUACAGUUUACAGCUUACAAAAAUUACCUGGUUCAUAAAGAAUUAUAUUGCAGUACAAGACACGUUCAUAAAUCAAUUCCUCCUUCAUCUUCUCCAAAUUCUGGAAACUCAUCUCAACAGCAACCGCCAUCCCAAAGCCAACCAUCUCAACCAAGAUCACCAGAACAACACCCAGCUCAACAACAAGAACAAAAUCCAAAGAAUUACAACAUGGUUCUUAAUCAACCUCUCUACGCGGCCAUAUCAACGAGUCCACUAAUACUCGUUCCAUGCUCCUAUGUUGCUGGCGGUGGGUUAUCUCCAGCAGCUGGGUUAGUACCCGCGGGCAACAUCAUAAUACCAAACCCAUCAGCUUCACCAGAUGGAGUUACAGAACCUUCUGGAACGAAUGUGAUACCAACUUAUACCGUCAUGCCAGGUGCUGCCCCAGAUGUUAAUUCUGUUUCCCCUUCUUCAGGGGGUGAGGAUGCCACAAAAGAUGAUGUUAAGCCGGUGAAACCAGUGAAGGAAAAAACUGUUAAGCAAGAUGUCUGUAAGAGUCCAAAAGAACCUCAAAGCGUUGGAGUAGAAACGCCUCUUGAUUUAAGCAUCAAAAAACGUGAUGACUCUAUGAAAUUGAAUUCGGUGAAAUCACCUCAGGAGUCAGGUGUUCGCCGCAUUCCUGUCUUCACAUCUUUAUCUACAGCAUCAACGGAUGAAAGCACUAAACAAACACCAUCAACAGCUCAUACAUUGCCCGUCAUGCCAAUAGUCAAUCCUGGCGUCGAGCUGAACCUCCUUGCCAGAGCACAGAUGCCUUGUGCUGAACCUCCUGCUCCAGUAUUAGGUCCACCUCAAGUAUUAGUGAAGCAAGGGACCAGUAAAUGUAACGAAUGCAACAUUGUAUUCUACAAAUAUGAAAAUUACUUAGUACACAAGAACAGAUACUGUGCUUCAAGAACUGUUCAACAAAAACCGGAAGUUGGUUCACCUGAGAGAAUUAAAUCAGAAGACGCUGAUUCUUCGGACAGAGAUGAAACACUUGUAAGACAGACGCAAAAAAGUCCUUUGUCCUCUCCAAGAGUCAACAACACGAGAACUCCCCCAGUUUCGGAUGUCGUCGAUUCAAGAGAGUCUUCCCCAAAUCAACAGCAUGCUGCUGCUGCUUUGCUUCAGUAUUACUGCAUGGCCUGUGGCAUCAAGUACUCUUCCAUAGAUAAUCUAAGAGCCCACCAACUUUAUUAUUGUCCCAAGAGAGAAGUUAAUACUGCACAACCAGUUGCACUAGUUCCUUCUUUCUCUAGAAACAAUCAGGAAUACAAAUGCACAAAAUGUAAGAAUGCCUACCCAACAGAAGAACUUUUAAGGCAACAUCCUUGUGUCGUGCAGAGGAAAUGUCCAUAUUGUGACGUCUACUGUCCGACACUGAGUGCUGCCCAACGACAUUUAGUGACACAUACGGGUAUUAAAUCCUUCAGAUGUUCUUUGUGUGGUUACAAAGGUCACACAUUAAGAGGUAUGAGGACUCACAUCCGAAUACAUCUUGACAAAAACAGCUCAACACCUGAAGAAGCUUACAUCUUGUGUAUGGACGAGGGCGGUACUGAGAUAGGUUGCGCCAGCAGAAAACCAUCUGGCUCACGGCUUAACUCAGACAGAAUCAAGUCUGUAAUAGGUACUGAACCACCCCAGGGGGAAACAGUUCUGGCUGUGAGUCCAGUUUCUGGCCCUUCUCCAACCAUGUUUCCGACUGAUAUUGUCGCGAUCAAAGCUGUACCGGAUGACCCAGUCGCGACUGGCGACACGACUCAUUGGUGCCAAAUAUGCGGGUAUUCAUCAUCAUACAAAGGCAACGUAGUGAGACACGUCAAACUUGUUCAUAAAGACCUUAUAUCCUCACAAACUAUGUCAAACAUUGUGAAUAGUCGCCCUAGUCUUGAAAAUCAUUCGAAGACAAACGACAGCAUGGAAUCUGUGAGAGGUGUUACGCCACAUGACUCAGCUGCCGAGCAUAGUAAUAGUUCGUCAAGUCUUGAUGUAAAACCCAUAGUGAAUGGUAUUUUGAGUAAAAAUGAACAACCUUUGAGGGUGGAUGAUAAAACUUUGAUAUUGAAGAGUGAAACAGUAUCACCACCACCACCAUCUACUGCUGCCUCCUCAAAAGGUAUAAAGCGCCCCCUGACGGAUGAAGGACAAUGUCAGGCUGGUACUUAUAGUUCAAAGGCAGGAGCAAAAUAUUGUAAAUCUUGUGACAUAUCUUUUAAUUACUUGUCUAAUUUCUUGGCACAUAAGAAGUUUUAUUGCACGCCAAGAUCAUCAGGGGAAGUUGCUGGACAAGAAGCCUCGACAGUGCAAUCUGUUCAAUAAGUAUUUGUUUUUAUAAAGCUCCGAAGUCGAUCAGGCAAAAUCAAAGUGCCAAUUAAUAUUUAUUAAUUUAAGUGCAAUCUAAAUAAAGAAAAUGAAAAAUUUAUGCAUAUUUAAAACUUAAUGAAAUUCCAUUUUCAAAAACUACAGUUGUGAUUCUUAAUUUGCUGUUAUGCCAAAUUUAUUUUUAUUGUCAAUGUAUAUGAAAUCAGAAUUGCUUUUUUAAAAAAAAUUUGUUCUUUAGAAUUAUUAAUAUGUAAAAAGUAUGUUUUAUUAUAUAAAACAGCUUCCUUCAAAACUAUAAUAAUUUUCUUUUGGUAAGAAAAAAACAAAAAAAAAAAAAUUUGUUUUAAGAUUUUAACACGAAUUUUUCUUUCAAAAGCUCUCUUAAACUAUGUUAAAAUACCUUAUAUAAAAUAAAUAGUUUUUAAUAUGAAUAAUAAUUAGUUUUAUUUAAAUUUUCUCUUUAUUAAUUUAUUUUUAUUUUUGGAAAUUAGAAAAUCACUCUAAGAUUUCAAUGAUUAUUAAAGCAAAAGUUUACUAAUCUGUAUUACUAUUGCUUGUAUAUUUCCAAUAUACAAAAGGCAGUUGACUGGCUUUAGCAUAACUUAUUUUAACUUUUCUCAAUUAGUAUUUUAUUCUUGAACUUUUGUUAAGCUAUAAGUUAUCAUUUAAAAAUGAGUAUUUUAAUCUUUAAUAGCGAAUUAGCUAACCAGGGGUCAAAUAGCAAUAUAGUGGGUUUAUAAAGGGUUGGGUGAAAAUAUUUUCAUAAUUUAAAUGAAAACUUUAAUUGUUAUUUGUUUAUUAAAAAUCACAUCAUAAAAUGGCUUUACAUUUUAAAAAAUGAAAAUAAUAAUUAAAAAAGUUUAUAAAAAUAGGCAUAGAUAGUUUUUUAACACCUUAAAAAUAUAGAUUUAACUGGCACUUCCUUAUCAAAUUUAUGAAAAAAUAAUUUACAUAGCAUAAAAAUUUUAAAAGAAAAUAAAUAUUUUAAAUAAUUAAUGCAGAAAUUCAAGAGUCUUAAGAUGAGUUUUAGUAAAUUAGAAAAAAACUAAAUUUUCUCCAAAAAAUCCUUGGAAUAAGGAAAAGGUUUCGUCAAAAAAUAAUUUAUUUCCUAGUCUUUCCAUGUUCAUAUAGAGCUAGUCUAAAUCAUUAUGAAUUGUUAUUACAAAUUGUAUAGUUUUAUAAUAUUUUGUUGCAUUUAUGUUUGUAUUAUAAAAAGAGCAUCUUCUUACAACAAUCACUAAGCUUUUAUUUUUAACGUGUCAAAAGUAAAUUUCUAUAGGAAUUUUGUUUUGAAUUUAAAACAUUUAAAGAUAGAGGCUGAAAAAAUGUAUUUGGUUCAAAAAAUUUUUUUUUAUUUGGUAUAAUUUUUUCUUUUUUAGUUCUGAAACUAGACAUUCUUAAAACUAAAAUUUAUUAUUGAAAACUUGUGUUUUAAAAAAAAGUUGCAGACGUAAUGAGUUUAUGAGGCAUUUUAAGAUUAUAAAUGAUAUUUUAGUGAUUAAACGGCAUUUUGAGUAAACUUGGUUCAACUUUAACAAAAAAUAAAAAAUCAUGCCUUGCUCUUAUUUUUAUAACCGCUUUGUCCAAUUGGCGAGAGUUUCAAAUCCAUAAUACUCUUUUAAACUGUUUGUGUCAUAGUGUUUGCGCUAAUAGCGUUUUAGUAUGCUGCCAAACGAGGGACUAAAAACACUACUCCAAAAGCAAUCCACUUAGUUCCAUUACCCUCUCAGAUUUGUGGCUUCAAGGAACAAAGCUAAUCAUAUAUUUAGUCCGUGAUAUUCAAAGUACAGCAGAUACAUAAUUUUUAACAAUGUUUAU
Messenger RNA from Parasteatoda tepidariorum (common house spider), 5512 nucleotides. The record is from RefSeq and is a predicted model, not a curated record. Lineage: Eukaryota; Metazoa; Arthropoda; Arachnida; Araneae; Theridiidae.